UGGUUCCAGCUGCCACUAGCUUCAUUAUUUAAGUGGUGGCACUCUCCGGGAAAGUUAGAGAUCCUGGCAUUUAUUUUGAAAGCAUAAUAUUUUCUCUUGUUCACUCCCACACAGCGCUUUUACCUUCACAAGUGGGGUUCCGCGGGGCAUGUCAAAGGGGUCCCAUCUUUAAUGGUUUCCGUUCUGGAUGGGGAAGAGGGGCAGUUUGGGACAGGAACUCCUAGAACUGUGAGCGGGAGCGAGAAAAUGGCCCUGGCCUGACCUCCUUUGACCAGAUUAGGAAUUCAGAGAAGCAUUUGCUUUUCAGGCAGCCCUGGUGACUUGGCAUGGAGAGCUGAACAAUCUGAUCUCUGUUCUGUCUUGGGUAAAAGUGCGACUUAGGCAGAUAUAUCUCUGCCUUAGCUGGAAGGUGGUUGUUCAUUUUGACCGCAAAGAAUAUUAGUGAGGAGAUCCCACAGUGAGCUUGGGGUUUCUGGUAUUUCAUAACCAGGAACCCAAAUGAAAAGCACCCAGUGUAGCAUAUGGUCCUAGAUAGCUUCCCAGUUUACAUGAUUGGUGACAGAUAGAUGGAAAUUUGACUUAUUUAUGCUCAUGAAAUGCCUCUCCAGCAUUUGUGGACUGACUUGUGUUUCAGAUCAAAGCCUCAGGGGCAGCAGUCUUAGGUGGCUGGGAGGUGUGUAAAUAUUUUAUGCGCUGAGAACUACGUAGCUGGAGCUGGCCGUUGUGAAAUCAUAGAAAUCAUACAGCACAGCUGGGGCAUCUUUCUGUUUGUUUGCUAAGCAGCUGCCAGGCCUCAUGUCACGGUAUAGAGUCACUGCUGUGUUUAGCAAUCACUUUGGAAUCCUCUACCAAGAAAAAACUACUCUUCGACUGCAGUGUGUCAGUACACAGGCGUUUAGAACUACCUGGAUGUGACAGGACCUCGUCACUCCUGCUGCAUUUCUGAGAUAUUUGGUGUGACUUGUGAUGCUUCCGGCCAGUCUUGCCACUUGAUGGAAUUUGAAAUGUCAGUUGAGGGAAGGAGAGGGAACCGAUUUUGAAAGUCCCCAAACCAGAAUCCUUUUGUUUCCUGCUCAUUCCCAUCUUUAGACGGCUGUUCAAAUGAGUUCCUUUCCCCUGUAUGUGUUUGCGUGGCAGAGCAGGAUGUGUUGGGUCUCACACAUGAGAAGCUGGGUGUUGGAAAAUGCACUCUGGAGGGGGGCUGAGUUCCAUGGAAGUUUCUUAAUCAGGCCUGUGUGGAGGUUUCACAUGUUGCCUUUGACCAUUUCUGGGCUCAUAUUAUCAACUUUUUAAAUCGGACUUUCUUUGCCUUGGGUUUUGAUUGUUGUGUUGUGGCUUUGUGACAGUAACAGACAGGAUGUGACACUUUUGCUGCAGUCUUUGGAGUGAUUGUCUGUGGUGGUAGGUAGUAAGUGGGAAGUUCAGUGCGUGCUUCAGAAAAAUCUUAAGUGCUGAUAAAUCAGUGUUACCGGGAGCUGCCUACUUUUAAUUUUCAUCAGAUUGUCUUCCACUCAGGCCCUUCCUUCAGUUAAUUAUCUUUUUUGGCCCACAAUUUUGUGCACAUGUUCCUUCUGAGAAAGGAAUUGGGAGAUCACCCUGAGCCUCUCACUGCUUGUGUGUGCACUGUAAUCACUUCCUGGAGGCCUCGUGAUGGCUGUGAGGGUGGAGCAGAACUUUAUAGCCUCUUCGACAAGUGCCGUCCUGGCCCACUGCUCAGUCAGACCCAUCUACAGGCAGGGCGGACAGGUUGUGUUUCCUUCCAGGAACCUGUAAGGUCCACGAUUUGGUUGAAAGAUGUCGGCCCUCACUACCCUGUUUAAGUAUGUUGAUGAAAAUCAGGAUCGCUACAUUAAGAAACUCGCGGAAUGGGUGGCCAUCCAGAGUGUAUCUGCGUGGCCCGAGAAGAGAGGUGAAAUCAGGCGGAUGCUGGAGGUCGCUGCGGCGGACAUCAAGCAGCUGGGGGGCUCUGUGGAACUGGCAGAUAUUGGGAAACAGAAGCUCCCUGAUGGGUCCGAGAUACCACUUCCUCCCAUUUUACUCGGCAAGCUGGGCUCCGACCGGAAGAAAACCGUGUGUAUUUACGGACAUCUGGACGUGCAGCCGGCAGCCCUCGAGGACGGCUGGGAUAGCGAACCCUUCACCCUGGUGGAACGCGACGGCAAAUUGUAUGGGAGAGGCGCAACCGAUGAUAAGGGGCCGGUGGCCGGCUGGCUGAAUGCCCUGGAAGCCUUCCAGAAAACGAAUCAGGAGAUCCCGGUUAACGUCCGAUUCUGUCUAGAGGGCAUGGAGGAGUCGGGCUCGGAAGGCCUGGAUGAGCUGAUAUUUUCGCGGAAGGACACAUUCUUUAAAGACGUGGACUACGUGUGCAUUUCUGACAACUACUGGCUGGGAAAGAAGCCGUGCAUCACAUACGGUCUCAGGGGCAUUUGCUACUUUUUCAUUGAGGUGGAGUGCAGCGACAGAGACCUGCAUUCUGGCGUGUACGGAGGCUCGGUGCACGAGGCCAUGACAGAUCUCAUCUUGCUGAUGGGCUCUCUGAUGGACAAGAAGGGAAAGAUCCUCAUCCCAGGCAUCAGUGAGGCGGUGGCCCCCGUGACCGAGGAGGAGCUGGCACUCUACGACAAGAUCGACUUUGACCUGGACGAGUACACCAGGGACGUGGGGGCAGAGACUCUGCUGCACGGGUGCAAGAAAGACAUCCUGAUGCACAGAUGGCGGAACCCGUCCCUCUCCCUCCACGGGAUUGAAGGCGCCUCUGGGUCGGGGGCCAAGACUGUGAUCCCUAGGAAAGGUGGCAAGUUCUCCAUCAGGCUCGUGCCGAACAUGACUCCUGAAGUUGUGAGCGAGCAGGUUACGAGCUACCUGACGAAGAAAUUUGCUGAACUGCACAGCCCCAACAAGUUCAAGGUGUACAUGGGCCACGGUGGGAAACCCUGGGUGUCGGACUUCAAUCACCCUCAUUACAUGGCUGGGAGAAGAGCCCUGAAAACAGUGUUUGGUGUCGAGCCGGACUUGACCAGGGAAGGUGGCAGUAUUCCUGUGAUGACCUUUCAGGAAGCCACAGGGAAGAAUGUUAUGCUGCUGCCUGUGGGCUCAGCCGAUGAUGGCGCCCACUCCCAGAACGAGAAACUCAACAGGCUUAACUACAUAGAAGGAACCAAGAUGCUGGCUGCGUACCUGUAUGAGGUGUCUCAGCUGGAGAAGUGAGACGGCCCCGUCUUCCCCGGAGCACUGCCGGAGGAUCCCGCCCUCUGCCCCCGCCCCGUGCUCUCUUCUGAUCGCUGAGGAGAGCAAGCCCAUCUCUCUCCUUUCCCUCUUGUCAGUAACAGACUGGAUGACAGCUGAGUUCUCAGAGGUGGUCAGCGUGAGGGGCUCUGGAAAAUAGCCAAGAUCUGAAAGCACACGUUCUGCGGGAGGUUCUGUUGGCAUCCAGUUGGGCUGAACAGAGGUCUGGGUGCUUUCUGUCCCAUCUCUGCUUCUGACUCGGGCUCGUGCGCACUCAGGAUAUUAAUCGGGGGGCCCACCCUUUCCGAUCCCUCACUGUUGUGCGGUUCUGUCCUUUCUCGAGACCUUAAACCGUGACUAGUGUUUCCUGUCUUCUCUUCAUUAUGAUUCCUCAAAACCUAAGCCUAAGUGGAAUGAUUCGUUGUUCUCAGUAUGUGCUGCUAAAUAAAAAGUAAAAAUGAAGCGUC
Lynx canadensis (Canada lynx) is the source of this 3692-nucleotide messenger RNA. It is a transcript of the gene CNDP2, whose product is annotated as carnosine dipeptidase 2. Gene Ontology annotation, biological process: proteolysis. Gene Ontology annotation, cellular component: cytosol. Gene Ontology annotation, molecular function: metallodipeptidase activity. Lineage: Eukaryota; Metazoa; Chordata; Mammalia; Carnivora; Felidae. The record is from RefSeq and is a predicted model, not a curated record.